AUGCUGCCCCAGCUACCGUUCCACGGCGAAACUCCCACAACAGAGCCCCAAGAAGACCCUGGCGCUCUCACGGAGCGCCGCAAUUAUCCUCCAUCCUUGUCGUCAGAAGGCACAGCUGCUACCUUUUCACUGGAUGAGCUCAGUGCUCGGUGCUCGACCGACCUCUCCGAACUCAACUCGCAGGGGUCAUCGUUCCUCCAUCAUGUCUUCAUCGGUGCUCCUCGAGCCCGAUCUUCGGGCACUGCGCCGCUGGCUGCGCAACGUUCAGAUUCCCAAAGCGAUGACUCACCAGCCCCUGAAAGACCGACAACCACUGUGGUGAUCCCAAAGGCCCCUCAUUUCAAUAUCAGAUCAUCUGCAUUUCGUUCAGCGAAAAGCCACUUCGUCGAAGUUUACUUGGCUGGACCAGCCAGUUCUACAGUAGCCUUUUAUCGACGUCUCCUGGAGAUAUGUGACCUCAGCAUACUCGAUUUCAUAGAGUCGCUGCAUGCCUACUUUGAUUUUCCGGCAAUCUAUCGUCCCUUCAUUCCAGAGGAUGCCUUUUGGCAGGAUUUUCAUGCAGAUCGGUGUGGUCCAGUCCUUCUCCUAGCCAUUGCCUGUCGCGGGAUACCAUGCACAGGGGUGAAAAACAAAGAGAAGAAGCAGCGGCGCCUCGCCACAAUGUUUCAAGCAGAGUUCAUGAAGGCUAUGACCCCCAAAGCUCGCACCGGUCCGGUCUGCCUUGAUGUUCUAGAGGGGAUGGCCCUUAUGGUCGACUUCAAUUAUGACUACGCACACACACACGCAGAUGACCCCUGGAAUCUGUUCAUGACACACGAUGCCCUCGUGUUGUUGACUUUGCAGUCUCGAAAACGCGGCCCCGGGGACUUGGAUCCUUCGGCAUCGUUUGCAAGUGCUGACGAGCGUUUUACACUUCUUUAUUGGAACGUGUUUGGCCUAGAUGCUUUCGAAUGCCUCGAUGACAAGAGCAUGUCUCUUAUUUCAGAUGAUGCGUUUACUUUGACCGAGGAUCUUCUAAAUCACGAGGCCGGAAGCUAUCUCGAUGCCAUUCUCAGCUUGUCCAUUAUUGCGCGUCGGAUUGCCGGGAAGCUGUGUAACACCACCGCCGGAGCCGCCGGUAUCGCUUGUGAAGAUAUUACCGUGCUCCACGAGCAGCUUUCCCAUUGGCGCCACAACACCCUGCCGUUGGAGUUGCAAAGACCGAUCGACAGAGAGAAUGAAUUUCCUGCAGAGCAUCGCACUACGAAUGGGGCCUGCUGCAAAAGGAAAUCAACCCUCACACAGAUACGCCUACUCAGCAGCCUACAGGGCAAGGCAUGUCGAGCUUCCCAGAAUGGUGGUACGGAAUGCUAA
This is a messenger RNA of Penicillium nucicola, 1353 nucleotides long. RefSeq names its product fungal specific transcription factor domain-containing protein. The transcript has a single exon. Lineage: Eukaryota; Fungi; Ascomycota; Eurotiomycetes; Eurotiales; Aspergillaceae. The coding region runs from base 1 to 1353 and encodes 450 amino acids. The record is from RefSeq and is a predicted model, not a curated record.